CUCUGCGGCAUCUCAGUCCACGCGCCUACCAUGGCGCCCGCUCCGGCCGUGCUGACCCGGCUUCAGUGUGCAGGUUUGCGGCGCUGGCCAGGUUUCCUGCAGAAGGCGGCUCGGGGCCCAGCGGGGCAGAAUGGAAGGAAGGUCACGGGAGCCCCGGUCCCCGCGGUCAGCGAGCCCCAGGACGGCGACGAUUUCCAGAGCAGGAUACUAGAUGUGCCGUUACAACAUUCAGAUUUCUUCAAUGUCAAGGAGCUGUUUUCUGUGAAGAGCCUCUUCGAGGCCCGAGUACACCUGGGACAUAAAGCCGGUUGCCGCCAUAGGUUUAUGGAGCCAUACAUCUUUGGGAACCGCCUGGGCCAAGAUAUCAUUGAUCUGGAUCAGACCGCCUUGAAUCUCCAACUGGCUUUGAACUUCACCGCCCAUGUGGCCUACCGCAAGGGCAUCAUCCUGUUUGUGAGCCGGAAUCGUCAAUUCUCUCACUUAAUUGAGACUACAGCCCAAGCCUGCGGGGAGUAUGCCCACACCCGCUACUUCAAGGGUGGCUUGCUGACUAACGCACAACUCCUCUUUGGGCCUACAGUCCGCCUGCCGGACCUCAUCGUCUUCCUGCACACACUCAACAAUGUCUUUGAACCCCAUGUGGCCGUGAGGGAUGCGGCCAAGAUGAACAUCCCCACAGUGGGCAUUGUGGACACCAACUGCAACCCAUGCCUCAUCACUUACCCUAUCCCUGGCAAUGAUGACUCACCCCAAGCUAUCCAGCUCUUCUGCAAGCUCUUCCGGACAACCAUCAACAGGGCCAAGGAGAAGAGGAGGCAGAUGGAGGCCCUCCAUCGGCUGCAGAGUCCCAAGGGGUCCGAGGGCAGUGGGACAGCCUCUGCACCUGAUCAAAGUCAUUCCCCAUGACAGAAAGCCCUUCUCCCACCCUAGAUAGCCAGGCCUCUUCUGAGCAGGAAGGUCCUUGUCCAACCCUGGUCUAUGUCCCCAUUCUCCAUCCUCAGCAUCAGCACCACAGUCCUAUAUUCCCUAGAUAUGGCCACCCCAAAGUUCAAUCAUCUUGAGCUAACCCUGGUCUGUCUCUUUUCUGGGAACAAACUCAGGUAAAGUGCAUAUCCACAUGGCCUCUUGCAUCUAUUAAGAUUUGAACAUAGCUAGCCAAGCGGAUCUCUCCCUCCCUCCCUCUCCCCCUUUCCCUCUCUCGCUCCCCCUCCCCCAUCUCCCUCUCUCUCACUCUCCUAGGUCUUACUUCCACUUCAGAAGUAGAUCUGUCUCACGUGGGUUCCAUUUGGCUUCUCUUUUCAGUUAGAAAUUAAUCUUUCAUUAUCUGCUAAUUAAUCCUUCAUUCUCUGAAGAAAAUUCCAUGUAAGACAAUAUUGAUGUCCCUCAGGAACCCCAGUAGUUGCCUCUAGACCUGCAACCAGACAUAGGGCUAAGUAAGCAGGCUCCCAGAGGGGAGAUGGAAGUACAGUCCAUGUGUUGUGAUACACUACUAAAGAACUUAGGAGUUUGCUAACCCAUUCAAGCAGAAGUCUGGGAAAUAUGUGUAGGAAUGGAUUUUAAAGGUGGGGUAAUGGUUGGAGGAACAUAAAAUUGAAAUCAGGACGAGUUUAUUGAUAUGGGCCCUCUGAGUAGAGAUCUAUGUUUAAAACGGAAACUCUGAUAGUGAAAAACGGUGUCAAAAGUUUGAAUGUUUGGCUGAAGUCUUUCUUAAAAGAGCCUACUGCUGGGAGCACCAAAGUCCUUGAGCCCACAGAUCACCAAGAAAACCAGGCAUGUUAGUCACAUAGGGUUGUCUCCUCAAAGAAGGGAAAUCAAUGCCUGUUUUGCACCCAGAGGACUGGGAGUGACUGUUGUUAAUGACCUGGUGACCUUUGCUAUCUGUGGAGUCAGACCUUACCCAAAUCCCCUAAAUGCUUAUCUCGGACUUUUCCUUUCCUAGACCUUUACUUUUAGCUUGGUUUCUCCACCAAUAGAACCCAUCCGUAGGGGAGAUAUCAAGAGACCAUACCAAUCCUAGGCCCUUAAGCUAUAAGACCCACCUUUGUGGUCAUGUGUACUUUGAGCUGAGUUUUGAUGUAAUUAUGCCUCUUCUACCUGGGGUUGUAUUACACCAGGAAGCUCUUUUCCAAAAUUGUAUGGUUUUAAUAUGUUUAUAAUAAACUACAUGGUGUCAGACUCUAGAA
Rattus rattus (black rat) is the source of this 2183-nucleotide messenger RNA. It is a transcript of the gene Mrps2, whose product is annotated as mitochondrial ribosomal protein S2. NCBI's taxonomy places the organism in Eukaryota, Metazoa, Chordata, Mammalia, Rodentia, Muridae. Gene Ontology annotation, cellular component: mitochondrial small ribosomal subunit; ribosome. Gene Ontology annotation, biological process: translation. Gene Ontology annotation, molecular function: structural constituent of ribosome. Bases 31 to 906 code for a protein of 291 amino acids. The transcript has 4 exons. The record is from RefSeq and is a predicted model, not a curated record.